Nicotiana tabacum (common tobacco) is the source of this 1988-nucleotide messenger RNA. Its product is annotated as root phototropism protein 2. NCBI's taxonomy places the organism in Eukaryota, Viridiplantae, Streptophyta, Magnoliopsida, Solanales, Solanaceae. The record is from RefSeq and is a predicted model, not a curated record. Gene Ontology annotation, molecular function: protein binding.
UAUAAUUAGACCCCUAGUUUUAUUAUCCUAAGCUUUCCCUCUAUGCACUAAAUAUUGAAGUUUCUCUCUCACAUGGCUGCUCCUAUCAAGAAUACCAAUCGACUCUCUCUUGCCAUGGAAAGAACUGGCCAAUGGGUGUUUUCCCAAGAAAUUCCAACUGAUGUUGUUGUUGAAGUAGGUGAAGCAAACUUUAAUCUUCACAAGUUCAUGCUUGUGGCGAAGAGCAACUACAUAAGGAAACUUAUACUAGAGUCUAAAGAAACAGAAGUAACGAGGAUAAACUUGUCUGAGAUACCUGGAGGUCCUGAGAUGUUUGAAAAAGCAGCCAAGUUUUGCUAUGGAGUCAACUUUGAAAUCACAGUUCAUAAUGUAGCUGCUCUUCGUUGUGCUGCUGAUUACUUACAAAUGACUGAUAAAUACUGCGAUAACAAUCUUGCUAGCAGGACAGAAGAUUUCCUUGCCCAAGUUGCCUUGACUAGCCUUUCUGGAGCCCUUGUCGUAUUAAAGUCUUGUGAAAAUCUUCUUCCCCUUGCUGAGGAGCUCAAGAUCGUUCAAAGAUGUGUUGAAAUCGCCAGUGCUAAGGCAUGUGUGGAGGCGAAUUUUCCAAGCAGAUCACCACCAAAUUGGUGGACGGAAGAGUUAACGAUAUUAGACAUAGCAUUUUUCGAGAGAAUUAUCAUUUCGAUGAAAACUCGGGGAGCAAAAGCGUUGACAGCAGCAAGUGCUAUAAUCACGUAUACAGAGAGGUCUCUUCGUGACCUAGUACGUGACCACUCCGGAAAUGGCACCAGAUUAGUCGCGGAGCCAGAGGACUCCGACAUCAGGAUGCAUCAACGGCAACUUCUCGAGUCAAUUGUCAAACUCUUACCUGCAGACAAAGCAGCUUUUCCCAUCAAUUUCCUAUGUUGUCUCCUCCGUACAGCAAUUUUCUUAAGAGCAGCUAAUAGUUGCAAGAAUGAAUUGGAGAAAAGGAUAUCAACAAUUUUAGAACAUGUCACUGUAGACGAUCUACUCGUGUUGUCUUUUACUUAUGAUGGCGAAAGAUUAUUCGAUCUUGAGAGCGUGAGGAGAAUUAUUUCUGGAUUUAUGGAGAAAGAGAAGACUGUGGCGGUUUUUAAUGGGGGUGAUUUGGGACAACAAGUUUGUUCCACGGCGAUGCAACGAGUUGCAAAGACUGUAGAUGCUUAUCUUGGUGAAAUUGCCACUUUUGGGGACCUCACUAUAGCCAAAUUCAAUGGAAUUGCUAUUUUGGUUCCUAAAGGAGCUAGGAAGGUUGAUGAUGAUCUUUACAGAGCCGUCGAUAUCUACUUAAAGGCACAUCCAAAUUUGGAUGAAAUUGAAAGAGAGAAAGUUUGCAGCGUGAUGGAUACACUGAAACUUUCGUAUGAAGCCAGAGUUCAUGCUUCACAAAACAAACGUUUGCCAGUGCAAAUAGUCCUUCAUGCUCUCUACUUCGAUCAACUGAAGAUAAGGAGUGGCGGAGAUGAUACUAGCAAUUUACCCGAAGCCAUGGCAACAAGGAACCAAUUACAAGCCGAUGUUUCACUUGUGAAGGAGAACGAAGCUCUAAGAACUGAACUGUUAAAGAUGAAAAUGUACAUAUCCGAUAUACAGAAAACAAGUCAAGGGACUACUUCAGCUAAACCCAGUCUCAGCAGGAAGCCAACCUUCUUUUCUUCUGUCUCCAAAAAAUUGGGGAAAUUGAAUCCCUUUAAGCAUGGAUCAAAGGACACUUCUAUGAUUGAUGAUGCCACUGUUGAUAUUACUAAGCCUAGGAGGAGAAGAUUUUCCAUUUCCUAAGUUAAUUAUGUUGUUUGUUCACCAUAUAUUUGGUUUUAGUUUAUGUUGAGUGAGAAUGGUUGAAUUUGUGUAAAGGAUUGAUUCUGUUGUUUGUUUGUUCUCCUUUUAGGACGAGGAUUGCAUUUAUAUCCCCAUGUUCUAAUGUUACUAUAAAGUAGAAAACACUUGUUUUUUCAAUACUCUGUUAA